Camellia sinensis is the source of this 1416-nucleotide messenger RNA. The record is from RefSeq and is a predicted model, not a curated record. NCBI's taxonomy places the organism in Eukaryota, Viridiplantae, Streptophyta, Magnoliopsida, Ericales, Theaceae.
AUGGGAUUUCUUAGAGGCUCUUCUUCUCCAAAUGGGGUUCGGUUCAGUUCAGUUUGGGUUCAGUGGAUCAUGGCAGUGGUAAGUACGGUGUCCUUCUCAAUUUUUGCUAAUGGGGAGAAGCGAGCCGCCUUCAUUCCUCAAAGAGGUCUCCGUCAGGGCGACCCAAUUUCACCUUACCUGUUUACUUUGGUUGCUGAUGUUCUCUCAAGAAUGAUUUCCAGGAGCACUUUUGAUAAUCGGUUUCAGGUUAGUGCAGAGCUUCUUGCUCAUAUUGGGUCCAUACCCAUCUCAUGUGAAGACCAAGCUGAUGUGGUCAUUUGGAAUUAUACUCCGAAAGGUAACUAUGAGGUUCGCAGUGGUUAUCAUGUUGCAAUUCAAGAUUCUCUCCAGUUUGACUCCAAGCUAGCGGAGUCCCCUGUUUUUUCCCCCCCGGCGAGCAUGUGGAGUUUGAUUUGGUUUCUUAACAUCCCUCUGAAAGUUCGCCACUUUUGGUGGCGUAUGUGUCAGAAUAAGUUAGCUACAAAGGAAAACCUGUUUCGCAGGAAAUGUGCUCUAUCGAGUCAAUGCCCAGCGUGUGUCUGUCCGGUUGAAUCCAUUGAACACCUUCUGUUCCACUGCCCUUGGACUAGGACUGUCUGUUUCGGUAGUGACCUUGGCAUUCGAGUUGAUAUGCAAGUUUGUAAUUAUGUUGCUGAGUGGACUUACUCUGUUAUGAAUAUGUGCUCCAACAAAUCAGAACAGCUAGAAAUCAUUGGGAAAGUGGCGAUGGUGGGUUGGUGUAUUUGGAAAUCUCGAAACGACUGGGUCUUUAACCACAAUCCCCUAAAUCCCACGGUCACUUUGUAUCAAGCCACAGCUACCUGGAGAGAGUUAUAUGUACUUAAUCACCUUGGUGCUCGACAGCUGAAUGCAGCAGUGUCCGAGCCCCCUAGCCACAGAUGGAGUCCACCAGGUCUGGGCCACUUUAAGCUUAAUUGUGAUGCCAGCUUCACUAAAGACGGGUCAAAAGCUUCCCUGGCUGCCAUUCUUCAGAAUCGGGAAGGUCAACUGGUCGAUGGUCGCACUUCUAUUGUUCAUGUAUCGUCAACCUUACAAGGAGAAGCCCAAGCGGUUCGAAUGGCUUGCGCCUUUUUUCAAACCCUCAACCUCAGCCAAAUCAGUGUGGAAGGAGAUAGCAAAACAGUCAUCGAGUUGAGUGUCUCUGAACUAGUUCCUCCAUGGGAUUGCAUGGCUAUUAUACAUGAUAUUCGCUCUACGAAGUCUCGGAACAACAUUUCUUUCUGCUGGUCACCUAGAAGCUCCAAUCGUGCGGCCCACUGGGUAGCUUCUCGCAACUUGACAGGCAUGCUUCCCCUCGACUGGGUUGCCCAUCCUCCUCCGGCGCUUAGGGCUAUCUUAUCUCUGGACUCUUUGUAA